AUGGCAACCAAUCAAACAAAAGUUUGGGUAGAUGGCUGUUUCGAUCUGUUUCAUUAUGGCCAUGCAAAUGCGAUCCGACAAAGCCGAGCAAUGGCUGAUUGGCUAGUAGCAGGAUGCCACUCGGAUGAAGCGAUUUCUGAGAACAAAGGACCGCCUGUGAUCACGCAAUCUGAAAGAGUCAAGCUGCUCCAGGGAUGUAGAUGGGUGGAUGAAGUGAUUCCAGACGCACCCUAUACGACUCAAGUCGAGUUCAUUGCCAAAUACGGGAUCCACUUCGUUGCUCAUGGGGAUGACGUCACCACCGACGCCAACGGCUUGGACAGCUAUCGACUGGUGAAGGAAGCCGGACUCUAUCGCCAGUUUCCUCGUACACCUGGGGUCUCCACCACCGAUGCACUGGCCCGGAUCUUAAACCCAUCGGAAUCAAGCACAUCCACCUCCGAUUCAGAACCUGAGGGUUUGGCCAUCAACAUAUCAGUUCUCAAUGCGUUUUUGAACUCGGCCUCCUCGGGAACACCUCCCCCCUUGAAAGUCUUGAAAUCAGCCGCUACCGAAUCGUUUACGGUUCGUGAACCCACUAUCCGCUCUUAUGGGCAUACCCUGGCUCUCGUCCGCCAACUAGAACGUCCAACGGUCUAUCUCCAUGGAACGUUUGAUCUGUUUUCCUCUCGCGACCUUCUUCAAUUCCAAAACGCCUGUCAAGACGGCAAAUUGGACUUGCUUGUCGGAAUUUGGAGUGAGGAUGAUGUCAACGAAAAACUAGGAAAGAAAUGUAUUUGGAGUUUUCAGGAAAGGGCUCUUGGGGUGUUGCAAUGCCGGUACGUUACAGGCCUUGUAGUUCCAGCAAUCCCGUCUACAGAGCUCCUCAAACAUCAAUCGGAGAUCCCCGCCAACAAACUCUUGACAAGGUCGAUCAUUCAAGAGGCCAAGUUUUGCCCGGAUUCCUCUGCCGAAACGAUUGCUUCGAUCUUAGACCGAAAAGAAGAAUUCCUCGCCAGACAGGAGCGCAAGCUAUCUAAAUCAAUCUUGGAAAAUCAGUUGGAAAAUCAGAAUCCAAUCAAAUCACCCUGA
Molecule: messenger RNA, 1071 nt
Organism: Puccinia graminis f. sp. tritici CRL 75-36-700-3
Lineage: Eukaryota; Fungi; Basidiomycota; Pucciniomycetes; Pucciniales; Pucciniaceae
Exons: 8
Coding region: 1-1071 (356 amino acids)
Biological process (GO): phosphatidylethanolamine biosynthetic process
Cellular component (GO): cytoplasm
Molecular function (GO): ethanolamine-phosphate cytidylyltransferase activity
Source: RefSeq, a predicted model, not a curated record